Messenger RNA from Paramecium pentaurelia, 698 nucleotides. NCBI's taxonomy places the organism in Eukaryota, Ciliophora, Oligohymenophorea, Peniculida, Parameciidae. The record is from the annotation of a GenBank genome assembly.
AUGUAUUCCAUUAUUGUCACAGUCAUCUUAAGUGACAUUUAGUUUGAAAAUAGCAUUGUGUCUUAAAACUAUUACAACAUAAUGAUUUUCUUUUAUGCUUCUGUCUUUGUUGAAUCUAUUUUCUAGUUAGCGCAAGAUUAUGAUACAACUGUAAUUAAACUAGUUGAAUCAGUCACUUUUUAAUAAAAACCACUAUUUGGAUAAAAAAAGUAAUCACAAGUCUUUCAUCUAGUAGACGGAGCACUAGUUAUAGAAUUAUAUUUAAUCUCUUUAUCAUUAAUAUAUUUUUAUCACUCUGUUAUGGGUAUAGUCACAAUUACCAAAAACUGUAGCUCCAGUAACAGCCAAUUUUCAGGUUCUAAUAAAACCGAUGGAACUAAAUUUACCCUCUUUAACAUUGCUCAAGUUAUACAGAAUCUGGAUGUUAUGGCGAAGCAGAUUAUACAUAUAACUUCUCUUACCUUAUUGGUUAACUACACAAACCAAAUCAUGUAGAUUAAUGUAAUUUGAAGUUAUAGAUGAGAGUAUCAAUAAUUCUGCUUGAGAUGAUGUUAUUCCUGGUGAAAAAUGUGUUUGUAGUACAAGAAGCAUGUAAUGGAGAAAGAUUAAAUGGUACAAAUAAAGUUGCUUGUGCAUUCACACCUAAUUCAGCUACUGAUAAAGUUAACGGAAGUGCUACACUAAUUCUUCUUAGUUGA